UGCACCUAAUGAGAGAGUUUCAUUUGGCAUCAACUCAGUCGAACUUGUGCUGUGAAAACUCAGUGUUUUUGACGUAAUUAUUUUUCUUAUAUUACAUUUAACAGCAGAGACUUAGCAUCGUAUGUGGUCAUGCAUCAUCUCCCGUCUGAGAAAGCACCAUUUUAUGUUUUUAUACGCGCCUGACCUUGUGUGUUCACAGCUAGCUCUAUGCUAACCUGUGCUCAGUGUUAGCCGGCUAAGCUAACUGUUUCAGAGGGCUCGUUUUGACUCUUCUCUUCGUGUUUUUGUCGCGUUCAUGAUGGAAGAUGAGGCGUUCACGGACAUUAAUGGUAAACCCAUAUCUCUGGACUGUCAGAGUCACUCCAGCCUCUGCAGGGAGUUCACUGUGAGCGUCCCCAAAGUGUCCAUGGGUAAGGUGAUGGUGUACACCUGCUGUGUGUGGCUGCUGGCGUACGCUGUGUUCUUCUUCACACAGAACACAGCUGUUCUGUCAGGUGCUAUAUUCGUCACCCUGGCCGGCAUGAUGCUUCACAUCCACUUUGUGAAGGUAGACCACGAGUCCCUGCUCUUCAUCGGCUCUUUGGGCAUACAGCUGUCCUCCAGCUACGCGUCAGGCCGCGAGACCACCACCUUCAUCGAGAUGAGCAAGAUCAAGGAUAUUGUCAUCAAUGAGGCCAUUUACAUGCAUCAGAUCAUCUACUACCUUUGUGUGCUGCUGAAGGACUCUUCAGAUCCGAACGCAGUGUCAAGUGUUGUGCCAUUGUUUCAGAGCUCAAAGCCGAGGCUCAGCUGCUUGGUGACAGUUUAUAAAAGCUGUCAGGAGAUUCUCUCAAAGAGCUGAUGACACACACAGUAAUUUUUCAGGUCAUGCAGUAUGUUUUUAAUGUUUCUUUAAGUUUCUUUUUAAUGGAUCAAAGCAGAAAGAAGUUUUUAUUCCAUUUUUAUACAUCUUGAUUUGAUGUACACUGUAUUUUUCUUGAUUUUUCUCACCUGUAUGAAUGUGAAUGUAAUGUGUUGAAUACAAAAGCAAGUUGUGCCAUAUAUGAAACUCCAA
Messenger RNA from Epinephelus lanceolatus (giant grouper), 1054 nucleotides. RefSeq names its product phosphatidylinositol glycan anchor biosynthesis, class H (gene pigh). The record is from RefSeq and is a predicted model, not a curated record. Gene Ontology annotation, biological process: GPI anchor biosynthetic process. Gene Ontology annotation, cellular component: glycosylphosphatidylinositol-N-acetylglucosaminyltransferase (GPI-GnT) complex. Lineage: Eukaryota; Metazoa; Chordata; Actinopteri; Perciformes; Serranidae.